Messenger RNA from Lacerta agilis (Sand lizard), 2155 nucleotides. It is a transcript of the gene NUP85, whose product is annotated as nucleoporin 85. Gene Ontology annotation, molecular function: structural constituent of nuclear pore. Gene Ontology annotation, biological process: positive regulation of DNA-templated transcription; protein import into nucleus; mRNA export from nucleus. The transcript has 19 exons. Gene Ontology annotation, cellular component: nuclear pore outer ring. The record is from RefSeq and is a predicted model, not a curated record. Lineage: Eukaryota; Metazoa; Chordata; Lepidosauria; Squamata; Lacertidae. Bases 106 to 2061 code for a protein of 651 amino acids.
GCUGACCCCGUGCUGUGCAGUGGAGCCGAGGAAGCGGCCGCUCGAGGCCGGGAAAGGAGCGAGGGCAGAAGCGGAUAGCGGGAGUUUGUUCCUCGGCUGGGCGGCAUGGAGGAGCUGGACGUGGAGCCUGCGGUCACUUUGAUUCCAGAAGUAAAUUCUGACAAGAAACAGUUAUGUUUCGAGUGGGGACCUGGGGAGAUGCUGGUGUGUGAAACAUUGUUUGGAUCAACAGAGGGUAAAGAGAAAACGCCUGGCUGCCCCUAUGUCUACGUUGUUCGCAAAGAUCUAGAUAUAUACUCUCAGACUUUGAGGAAGCUUUUCAAUGAAUCACAUGGGAUCUUUGUUGGCCUUCAGAAGGACGAGAAGGAAAAGCUUGGGAAGUCAAGGACUGCCCAGUUGGUUCGAGUGAGCAAAAACUACCGCUCAGUCAUAAGAGCCAGCAUGGAAGAUUCUCAUCAGUUAGCUAUUUCAACACAGGACCCAGCAAUCCACAUGCAUCACAGCACUGAGGUGUCCACUUUGUCUGCGAUGGAGUUGAUCUGGAAUCUUUGUGAAAUCAUAUUCAUCGAAGCAGCACCAGCUGGUUCUCUCUUGCGCCACCUCCUUGACUGGGUUCGUCUUCAUGUGUGUGAUGUGGACAACAUGCUUUGCGAUGUUCUGAGGAGCGGAAGCCCCGCAAAACACGAAAACUUCUGGAAUGCGUUAACUAUCUUGGUGCUGCAAGGUCGGAUGGACGAUGCUCGGCAACUGCUCUCUAAGGAAGCAAACACCAAUCCCACUUCAGUGAGCAUGUGCAAAAUUUUGGACGAGUUGAUGAAGAAGAUGCCUGUUCUCUGUCCUAGCAACACCCAGACCUUGACGGAGAUGGAGCUGAAAUGGCAGCAUUGGCAUGAGGCAUGCGAACGGUUCCUAAAGGAUGGGACAUUUGCUUCUAAUCCGCACAUGGAAACCCUCUGCAAGAUCCUGGUGGGAGAUGAGAGCACCAUUUUAGAGAAGAAAGACCUCAUGACUACUUGGUACCAUUUUCUGGUAACCCGGCUGUUGUACUGCCACCCUACCGUGAAGCAUGUGGAACUCCAUCUCUACGCACAGUCGAGCCUGGACCUGUUCCUGGGAGCAGAAAGCAGCGCUGAGCCAUUAGACAUCAUCUUGCUGGCAGCCUUUGAAUUAGAUAUCCACCAAGUAAUUAAAGAAUGCAGCAUUGCCCUGAGCAACUGGUGGUUUGUUGCCCAUCUGACAGACCUGCUGGAUCACUGCAAUCUCCUCCAGUCACACAACCUUUAUUUUGGUUCCAAUAUGCGUGAAUACCUCCUGCUGGAAUAUGCUUCUGGACUCUUCUCCCAUCAUAGCCUGUGGCAGCUUGCAGUAGACUAUUUUGACCAUUGCCCAGAAUUUGGCAGAGCGUACUUGGAGCACCAUAUUGAACGGGUCCCUCUGGACACAGAGCAUAAGGCCCUCAAAAUACUAAGGAUCUGUGAGCAGAGGAUGAUGACCGAGCAAGUCCGUAGCAUCUGUAAGAUCAUGGCUAUGAAAGCCGUCCGGAACAAUCGCCUCGGCUCUGCCCUGUCCUGGAGCAUCAGAGCAAAGGAUGCUGCUUUUGCUACUCUCAUAUCAGACAGAUUUCUGAAGGAGUACUGUGAAAGAGGCUCUUUUUCAGACUUGGAUCUUAUCGACAACUUGGGACCAUCCAUGCUGCUUAGUGAUCGGCUGACAUUUCUUGGGAAAUACCGGGAAUUUCAUCGGAUGUAUGGCGAGAAGCGGUUCUGUGCAGCGGCUAAGCUGCUGUUGACAUUGAUGACAGCUCGUAUUGCUCCUUGCUCCUUCUGGAUGACCUUACUGACUGAUGCACUUCCGCUCCUGGAGCAGAAAGAGGUGAUAUUCUCUGCUGAACAGACAUACGAACUGAUGAAAUGCUUGGAAGAUGUGAUGGCAGCAGAAUCAAAAAACCAGAAGCUCCAGGAGGAUGAUGCUGAGACCAUGAAGGUGGAAAUGCUGAGAAUUGGUCUAGCACGAAACCUUGCACGAGCCAUUGUCAAAGAAGGCACAUUGGAAGAAUCAUGAGAUCACUUUAUUGGAGCAGCUCACAAACUUUGCGUCAAUUACUUACUGUACAUAUCAUGGCUGUUUUUUCUAGGAAUAAAUGUCACCUUUUGCA